Clunio marinus is the source of this 894-nucleotide messenger RNA. NCBI's taxonomy places the organism in Eukaryota, Metazoa, Arthropoda, Insecta, Diptera, Chironomidae. The record is from the annotation of a GenBank genome assembly.
AUGCCAUUUCAACCUCUCAAACAUUCAUUACGCAGAACCCCUGAAAUGGCAUUUAUUCACGCAUUAGCAGCCGCAACAACAGCAAGCUUCAUAGCGCGAGCUUGUCGUGAUGGACAACUUGCAUCAUGUGGCUGUUCUCGCUCAGCAAGACCGAACCAACUACAUGAAGAUUGGACUUGGGGUGGAUGUGGUGAUGAUUUAGAGUUCGGCUACAAAUUUUCGCAAAACUUUAUUGAUAUCCGGGAAAAGGAACGAAAACGAGGUGCACGAGGAUUAGUAACGGUGCCAACGAAAAAUGAGGCAAUGGGAAACGAGACAUCUGCAGAUAAUGCGACGACAGUUUCAACAACAUUGAAUCCCGAAGAGCAAGCAAAAGCAGAUGAUAUGCUGAAACUUCAACAAAAAAUUACUCAAGAACUUCUCAAUUCAAACUUGAAAGAGAAUGAACGAAAUGAAUUGCAGGAAAAAAUCAACAAAGAAAUUCUUAACUCAAAACUUUUUGUCAGCAAUGCAGAAGAAAAUGUCGGACGUAAAAAAGGUGGACGUUACAAGCAAUCAUCUGUGAAGGCUCGUUCAUUAAUGAACUUGCAUAACAAUGAAGCAGGUCGUAGAGCUGUUAUUAAAAAGCACAGAAUAAUCUGCAAAUGUCAUGGUGUCAGUGGAUCUUGCAGUCUUGUGACGUGUUGGCAGCAAUUAAGCACAAUCCGAGAGAUUGGUGAUUUCUUACGAGAACAAUACGAACAAGCGACUCAAGUUAAAAUGAAUAAACGAGGUCGACUUCAAGUGAAAGAUCCUCGAUAUAAAGUUCCAACUGCAGUUGAUCUCGUUUAUCUUGAUGAAAGUCCCGAUUGGUGUCGUGUGAAUAAGCAACUUCAAUGGCCUGGUAAUUGUUAA